Messenger RNA from Aspergillus pseudotamarii, 3065 nucleotides. RefSeq names its product phosphatidylinositol-3-phosphatase YMR1. Gene Ontology annotation, biological process: dephosphorylation. The record is from RefSeq and is a predicted model, not a curated record. NCBI's taxonomy places the organism in Eukaryota, Fungi, Ascomycota, Eurotiomycetes, Eurotiales, Aspergillaceae. The coding region runs from base 273 to 2534 and encodes 753 amino acids. The transcript has 3 exons. Gene Ontology annotation, molecular function: phosphatase activity.
GAGGGGCUCCGCAUUUUCAAGUCCCAAAUCCGUCCCGUUGGCCCAAAUUGAAUUGUCACUUUCCCAAGGGUCCACGCAAGUUCGUGCCAAAGCCCUACUUUUCCUUGGUUUACACCUUCUUUUCUGACUUCAUUAAACUCUUCUUUCCUCCCCCCCGGCCCAAAAGGGACUUGUCAACUACAGGCGGCUCCCUCCUGUACAGCGCCAGUGCCAAUUUGUUCCCCUCGACGCCCAGUCAUGAAGCUUAUGCGGAUAUAGCAAACAACAAAGACAUGGAGAGAACACGGGUCGCUAAGGUUGAAGAUGUGACCUUGGCGCGUCGUGGUGAACAGGUUGUUGGCACCCUCCACCUCACCCCUCAUCAUAUCAUCUUCUCCCAUACCCCGUCGCUGCCGGACAGUGCGAAACCUUCUGCUACGCCGAUCAGACCGAGAGAGCUUUGGAUCACUUAUCCUAUCAUCUCUUUCUGUACCUUCCGCCCCGCUCCGGCUGCUUCCCGCCAACCAUCGUCGAUCCGUUUGCGUUGCCGUGACUUUGCAUUCGUUUGCUUCUAUUUCGCCAGCGAGACGAAAGGCCGUGAUGUUUAUGAGAGUAUAAAGCAGUGGACAUGCAAGGUUGGGCGGAUCGAGAAACUCUACGCCUUCACUUACCAGCCACCACCUCCCGAGCGGGAGCUCAACGGUUGGGAGCUAUACGACCCCCUGAAAGAGUGGGCAAGACAGGGAGUAGACCGGGAUAACCAUGGCUGGCGUAUCUCUCGGAUCAAUACGGACUAUACGUUCUCCCCGACGUAUCCUGCGCUCUUGCCGGUUCCGUCCUCCAUUUCUGAUAAUACGCUUAACUAUGCGGGGCGAUAUAGGUCUAGGGCAAGAGUGCCCGUGUUGACAUAUCUUCAUCCCGUUAACAACUGCUCAAUCACAAGAAGCUCACAACCCCUGGUGGGUGUGCGUCAAAAUCGGAGCAUUCAGGACGAGAAGUUAUUAGCUGCGAUUUUCUCAACAUCUCGUUCCGAGAGACCGCUAGCAAAUUUCAGCCCUGCGCAUCUAGAUCGAGAAUCUUCUGGUUCAACACAAGGUGAUGCGAAUGAUGAGGCCGUGACUGAUUUGACCAGGGCGGAAGACUUGGAGGAUGAGCUGUUAACUUCAUUCCACAGCGACUCGGAUGGCAAGCAUCAGAUAUAUGGUGCACAACAACACAACUUGAUCGUUGAUGCACGACCGACGGUAAAUGCAUUUGCGAUGCAGGCUGUUGGUCUCGGCUCGGAAAAUAUGGACAAUUACAAAUUUGCAACCAAAGCAUAUCUCGGAAUUGACAACAUUCACGUUAUGAGGGACUCUUUGAAUAAGGUGAUUGAUGCUUUGAAGGACUCGGAUGUCACCCCUCUAGGACCAAAUAGAGACCAGCUUACGCGCAGUGGGUGGUUAAAGCAUAUUACUGGAAUUUUAGACGGCGCGGGCUUGAUUGCCCGCCAAGUUGGCCUCCAACACUCACACGUAUUGAUACAUUGCUCGGAUGGGUGGGACCGGACCGGACAGCUUAGCGCUUUAAGUCAGAUAUGUCUUGACCCCUAUUAUCGUACGAUGGAGGGCUUCAUGGUGCUGGUGGAAAAGGAUUGGCUUUCCUUUGGGCACAUGUUUCGGCACCGCUCUGGACCCUUGAACAGUGAAAAGUGGUUCCAGAUAGAGAAUGAAAGGAUCGGAGGUGAUUCCAAUCGUGGCUUCGGGGAGGCCGGCGGUGCGGGCAAAGCUAUCGAGAAUGCAUUCCUAAGUGCCAAGGGGUUCUUCAACCGAGAUAACACAAGUCGUGACUCUCUUCCGGAGUCCGAUGGAGAAAUGCAAAGCUACGAUUCAGAUACUCCUGGUACCAAGAAACUCAGCUCCGCUCCAAGGUCGGCUGCCCCCGAAAAGGAGGUGACGAAGGUGAAAGAGACUAGUCCAGUGUUUCAUCAAUUCCUCGAUGCCACCUAUCAACUGCUGUACCAAUACCCGACACGGUUCGAAUUCAACGAGCGGUUCUUACGCCGGCUGCUAUAUCAUCUUUACUCGUGCCAGUACGGCACAUUUCUUUAUAACAGUGAAAAAGAGCGUGUGGAGUCGAAAGCGAAGGAGCGUACCCGGAGUGUAUGGGAUUAUUUCCUCGCCCGGAAAGAACAAUUUCUGAACGCGAAAUACGAUCCCCAUAUUGAUGAUCAUAAGCGGGGGAAAGAACGCCUCAUAUUCCCACGGCUCAGUGAAGUCCGGUGGUGGAGUGAGGCAUUUGGUCGAACGGAUGUGGAAAUGAACGGUAUUCGUUCGACUGGAUCUCCUCCUACGCAACGUGAGAACAUUAAUAUGGAACGAUCACCGGUGCUAGCUGGCAUUGAGACAGCUCAGGAUGCUGUGACCGGUAGCACCGGUAUGAAAGGGGCUCACAAUGCUGCCUCAGCUGGCAUGGCAGCCGUCACGUCGGGAAUCUCGAGUUUGGCUUUCUCCAAGCCCAGGGAGAAUGGGCAAGACCCCCAAAACAUGGGUCAGCUUGAAGUUGAGAUGCAAUGAACGAGUAAAACGAAAAAAAAAAAGAAAGAAAAGAAAAAGAAAUGGAAAACUGUUUGGUAUUAGGCCAUAUUUAUGAAUCGGUGUAUCUACGAGAGCUGGCAGGAUUAUCGAUCCGGAUGCCACGGGCAUAAAUCUUCGCUUAUGAAUGUGUGCAUGAUUGUGUGCUUGGCCUGUCAAUUGUUUGUUCUUCGGUAUGAGUACUAGACAGAAAGAGAUACAGCAAGGGGAACGGUAAACCCAUGAUUUCAUGAUUCGCGCUGGAUUGAUCGACAAUGUGAGCAUAGCAAGAUGAAAAGUGUCUAGCUGACACAGACUCUAGUACUAUGUAUGUUCUUAGUAUGGGACCCUGGCAUCCAUGGAUGGAGAGCUCGUUGCCUAAAGUGGUUAAGGUUCGAUUGUAGGGGCCCAUAAAUUUCAGUGCCUGAGGCCACUGGACGGGCCAGGCAGGCUAGGUCCAAAAAUGGAAGGGGCACAAGCGACGGGCCAGGGUUAACCCUAUCACAGAAUUGGGAAGGGGAAACCCUAAACGGC